Molecule: messenger RNA, 2481 nt
Organism: Anoplopoma fimbria (sablefish)
Lineage: Eukaryota; Metazoa; Chordata; Actinopteri; Perciformes; Anoplopomatidae
Gene: zbtb14
Product: zinc finger and BTB domain containing 14
Biological process (GO): regulation of transcription by RNA polymerase II
Cellular component (GO): nucleus
Molecular function (GO): protein binding; RNA polymerase II cis-regulatory region sequence-specific DNA binding; DNA-binding transcription factor activity, RNA polymerase II-specific
Source: RefSeq, a predicted model, not a curated record
CACACACACACAUAUUAUAUAUAUAUAUAUGAUAUGUGUGUGUGCAUCCUCUACACACAUCUCUCUCUCUACAUACAUGUAUACACACAUAUAUAUGUAUGUGUGUAUAUGUAUAGAGUAUAUAUAGAGAGAGAUGUGUAUAUGUGUGUAUCUGUAUCUGCUCCUCGCAGCGCCAUGUCACUCUCACUCUCACUCUCACGCACGCGCACCGGUUACCCUCCGGUGUUCUCACGGGUUAGCAUGCUAACGUUAGCUUAGCACACUUCAUAUAUAUAUCCGGUCUGUUCCGGGGACGUUAGCAUGAAGCUAACAGCUAGCAUGAUGCUAACUGUUAGCAUCAUGCUAGCUGUUAGCAUCAAGCUAGCUGUUAGCUUCAUGCUAGCUGUUAGCGUGUCUGUGUCUGGACUCCGUUCACUGAUGGUGUCCACAGAAAGUACAUGAACUAGUGCAGAACAACUUCUGUCAGAUGGCGGAGACGGUGAAGUAUGUGGAUGAUGAACAUAAGAGCAUCUUCCUGAAGCUGCUGAACGAGCAGCGUCUGGAGGGAGAACACUGUGACAUCGCUGUGGUGGUCGAGGACGUCAAGUUCAGAGCUCACCGCUGUGUGCUCGCCGCCUGCUCCAACUACUUCAAGAAGCUCUUCAAAAAACACGAGGUGGACAACUCCUCUGUGAUAGAAAUCGACUUCAUUCGCUCCGACAUCUUUGAGGAGGUGCUGAACUACAUGUACACCGCAAAGAUCUCCGUGAAGAAGAGAGACGUCAACCUCAUGAUGUCAUCAGGACAGAUCCUCGGCAUCCGCUUCCUCGACAAACUCUGCUCUCAGAAACGAGACGUGUCAUCAGAGGACAAAGACAAGUUCCCCUAUGACAUCGUGAAGAUGGCGCUGCCGCCUGAGGCCCAGCUAGCUGCUGAUGCCGAGGUGCUCGGGGAACAUGAUGACACGCCCACCACAGAUGACCUCGUCGAGGCGUCGGCCAAUCAGGAGCUCGAUAAGUCUCCCAGUGCGGCGCUGCGGGUCCAGGAAGCCAUCCUGAAGGAACUGACCAAUGAGGACGUUCACAAGGUCACCUGCUACGACCAGGAUGUUGUGCCGGACAUGGAGGCGGAGCCUAAAGAGCUGGGGCGGAGCACCACGCCACAGACACUGACGUUUGUAGAGAGUAUGGGGGAGGUGAAGGACGAGCAGCCGCCCGGCUGGUCGUCGGCCACGACGGACAUGAAGUUUGAAUACCUGCUGUACGGACACCGAGACCAGCUCGCAUGCCAGGUGUGCGGGAAGACCUUCCUGGACGAGAGCCGGCUCAGGAAACAUGAGAAGCUUCACUCAGCUGAGCGACCGUUCGCCUGUGAGAUCUGCACCAAAGCUUUCACCACUCAUGCUCACCUGAAAGAGCACCUGAAGAUCCACACGGGCUUCAAACCAUACAGGUGUGACGUUUGUGGGAAAUCGUUCAUUCGAGCUCCGGACCUGAAAAAACACGAACGAGUUCACAGCAACGAGAGGCCUUUCGCCUGCCAGAUGUGUGACAAGGCGUUCAAACACAAGUCUCACCUGAAGGAUCACGAGAGGAGACACCGAGGAGAGAAACCCUUUGUCUGUCCGUCCUGCACCAAGGCCUUCGCCAAGGCGUCCGAUCUGAAGCGUCAUGAGAACAACAUGCACAGUGAGAGGAAGCAGCUGAAUCCUAUGCAGAGCGACACGGAGACACUACAGGCUGCCGCCAUGGCUGCUGAGGAGCAACAUCUGGACAGCAUCAGCUGCUCCUAACAUCUGGACAGCAUCAGCUGCUCCUAACAUCUGGACAGCAUCAGCUGCUCCUAACAUCUGGACGCCAUCAGCUGCUCCUAACAUCUGGACACCAUCAGCUGCUCCUAACAUCUGGACACCAUCAGCUGCUCCUAACACCUGGACACCAUCAGCUGCUCCUAACAUCUGGACAGCUGCUCCCAACAUCUGGACAGCUGCUCCCACCAUCUGGACAGGUGCUCCCAACAUCUGGACAGGUGCUCCUAACAUCUGGACAGGUGUCACUGUAUAAUAUUUUCACUGUACUGUUUAUUGAUAUUUUUUUUAUCAGACUCUGAAUGCAGUUCUGUGUUUGUCGAAGCUGUUUUUUCCUGCUCUGAUCAGAGAACAUGAACUUUCACCUCAGUGAUGAGGUUAAUAACGUGUUCUAAACGUGUUAUUAACAUGUUCUAAACAUGGACUCCUCUGGCUUCAUGUAUGAUUUGUAUUUGUCUCUUUGUAAAUGUACAGGAUGAGUUUUGAAGCCUUUGGUUUGUGUUGUACAUAAAGUUGUUGUUCUGUUCAGUUUCAUGAGCAGAGCUGCGUGUUUUAAACCACACGUCUGUUUCACUUCAUUAUAUUUCAUCACCUGAAUAACAAUAACAAACUUUAACUUUCAGGUAUUUUCAUAUCAAUGAGUGAAUAUGAAUGAAUCUAUGAACCAACAACAGGAGACGGAACACCAGCAGCUC